This is a messenger RNA of Chanos chanos (milkfish), 2031 nucleotides long. RefSeq names its product matrix metallopeptidase 9 (gene mmp9). Gene Ontology annotation, molecular function: metalloendopeptidase activity; zinc ion binding. Bases 1 to 2031 code for a protein of 676 amino acids. Gene Ontology annotation, biological process: extracellular matrix organization; proteolysis; collagen catabolic process. The transcript has 13 exons. Gene Ontology annotation, cellular component: extracellular matrix. NCBI's taxonomy places the organism in Eukaryota, Metazoa, Chordata, Actinopteri, Gonorynchiformes, Chanidae. The record is from RefSeq and is a predicted model, not a curated record.
AUGACUCGAAUAGUAAUAACUUUUUUCAUUUUGGGCAUGUUCACACUGAGUGGAUGGUGUGGGCCUAUUAAAUCUGUUUUUGUGAAUUUUCCUGGAGAUCAAAUGAGAAACAUGACUGAUGAAGAGCUGGCAGAUACCUACUUGAAACGAUUUGGCUACAUAAAUACUCUUGAGAAAAGUGGACUCCAGUCUCAGUCCAAAGCCUUGAUGAAGAUGCAGAAACAGCUGGGCUUGGAGGAGACUGGUGAACUAGACCAGGCUACAAUCAAUGCCAUGAAUCAGCCUCGCUGUGGUGUUCCUGAUGUUCGAAGUUACCAGACCUUUGCAGGGAACCUCAAGUGGGACCAUAACGACAUCACGUACAGGGUUCUGAACUACUCACCAGACAUGGAUGAAUCACUCAUCGAUGAUGCUUUCGCCCGUGCCUUCAAGGUAUGGAGUGAUGUGACACCUUUGACAUUCACGCGCCUCUACGCCGGCACUGCUGAUAUCAUGAUCUCAUUUGGAAAGCUGGACCACGGGGAUCCCUACCCUUUUGAUGGAAAAGAUGGACUGCUCGCCCAUGCCUAUCCUCCAGGGGAGGGAAUCCAGGGAGAUGCCCACUUUGAUGAUGACGAAUUCUGGACCCUUGGCAAUGGAGCAGUGAUUAAGACUCGCUAUGGCAACGCAGAUGGCGCCAUAUGCCACUUUCCCUUCACAUUUCUUGGAAAGUCUUACUCCAGUUGCACCACUGAAGGGCGUGAAGAUGGCCUGCCCUGGUGCAGCACCACCGCCAGCUUUGAUGAGGACAAAAAAUUUGGCUUCUGUCCAAGCGAGCUUUUGUUCACAUAUGGAGGAAACAGCAAUGGUAGGGCAUGCGUUUUCCCCUUCGUGUUUGAUGGAGAGACAUACAACAGCUGCACUACAGAAGGGCGGAAUGAUGGCUACCGUUGGUGUGCUACAACAUCCAACUUUGACACUGAUAAGGAAUACGGAUUCUGCCCGAGCCGAGAUACAGCUGUGAUUGGAGGUAAUUCAGAGGGAGAGCCUUGUCACUUCCCAUUCACCUUCUUGGAUAAGACAUACACGUCCUGCACCAGUGAGGGACGGGGCGAUGGUAAACUGUGGUGCGCUACGACUAGCAACUAUGACAAAGAUCAGAAAUGGGGAUUUUGUCCAGACAGAGGUUACAGUCUGUUCUUGGUGGCUGCUCAUGAAUUUGGCCAUGCCCUUGGCUUGGAACACUCCAGCAUUCAAGAUGCUCUGAUGUACCCCAUGUACAAAUAUGUCAAGGAUUUCUCUCUCCACAGCGAUGACACUGCAGGCAUUCAGUUCCUCUACGGACCCAAAACUGGUCCAGAUCCUACACCUCCCCAGCCCAAAUCAACAACUUCCCCCCCAGUUACGACCACUGAACCCACCAGGGAGACAACAGAGACCACCCCACACCCUGUGGACCCCAAAGAUGACGCCUGCCAAGUGGAUAAAUUUGAUGCAAUUGCAGAGAUAAAGGGACAACUUCAUUUAUUUAAGGAUGGAUACUAUUGGACAAUGUCAAGUCAGCGUAAGGAAGGGCUAAACGGUCCUUUCCCGAUCAAGCAGAGUUGGCCUGCACUGCCAGCCGUCCUAAGUACUGCAUUUGAGGACAUCUUGACAAAGAAAAUCUAUUUCUUCUCAGCCAACCAGUUCUGGGUGUACACUGGAGAUCAGGUCCAAGGACCACGCAGAAUUGAGAAGCUGGGUUUGCCUGCCAGUCUGGAGAGAGUGGAAGGGUCUCUACCACGGGGAAAAGGCAAAGUGCUCCUUUUCAGUGAAGACAAAUUCUGGAGACUGGACGUCAAGACUCAGGCGGUCGACACAGGGUAUCCUCGAUACACAGACUAUGUCUUUGGUGGAGUCCCAAAUAAACCUCAUGAUGUAUUCCUCUACAAGGGACAUUACUACUUCUGCCAGCAAAGCUUCUACUGGAGAAUGAAUUCCAAGCGACAAGUUGACAGGGUUGGAUAUGUGAAAUAUGAUGUCCUGAAAUGCCCUGCCUACCACCACAAAUGA